AUGGAGAAUCAGCAACUAACGUUUUGGAAGUCCAAUUAUGAUAUUGAUGACUAUUAUCCAUUUGCACCUACGUGCCAAUUUUCUUCAUAUGAUUAUUGCGGCUGGGGUAGUGCCGCUGAUGGGUAUCAUUGGCCACAUGAAUUUCCUUUGCAAGAUAGCUAUCUUGAUGCUAUCCCUUUUAUGAAGUUUUAUUAUCCUCAUGACAUUUUGUAUGAAACUACUCUUCCCAUUGAACCAACCUCACUAAGCAUACAAGACUAUGACUUUUCUGAUUGGAACGAAAUCGAUGGUUCUGAUCAUAAACCUGUGUUUUUAUCAUGCAAUGAUGGAGAAAGUGUAAGUGAAAUGAAGGAGGAUUUGAAUGCUAAGAAAUGCAGAGAAGAGAAAAUUAGUAGCAGUGCGAAAAUGUUGUCAAGAACAACUGUUUCUCAAUACUUUUACAUGCCAAUAUCAAAAGCAGCAAGAGAGCUCAAUGUGGGCCUCACACACUUGAAGAAAAGGUGUAGGGAGUUAGGAAUUCAGAGGUGGCCACAUAGGAAGCUGAUGAGUCUGCAAACCCUUAUAAAGAAUAUACAAGAGCAAGGAGAGGCCGAGGGGCAUGAAAAUGAUGAAAAAUUAAGGGCUGCCAUUGAGAUGUUGAAGAGAGAAAAAAGGAAGGUGGAGGAAAUGCCGGAUUUGGAACUUGAGGAUAAUACAAGAAGGCUUAGACAAGCUUGUUUUAAGGCUAACUACAAGAAGAGGAAACUCGUGGGCAUGAGGUUCAUUGAACCUGAGUCUUCUCUUAGUGGUCUAUCCAACAAGUAUUGA
Messenger RNA from Glycine soja, 807 nucleotides. RefSeq names its product protein RKD1-like. The record is from RefSeq and is a predicted model, not a curated record. Gene Ontology annotation, molecular function: DNA-binding transcription factor activity. The coding region runs from base 1 to 807 and encodes 268 amino acids. The transcript is spliced from 4 exons. Lineage: Eukaryota; Viridiplantae; Streptophyta; Magnoliopsida; Fabales; Fabaceae.